Symbiodinium sp. CCMP2592 is the source of this 1332-nucleotide messenger RNA. The record is from the annotation of a GenBank genome assembly. NCBI's taxonomy places the organism in Eukaryota, Dinophyceae, Suessiales, Symbiodiniaceae.
AUGCUGUUGGGGAAAGCCGGUGUGCUGAAGGCCCAGGCAGCUGCCGAGGCGGAGGCGAAGGCCACGCUGGAGGGCGGCGGUGGAGCUCUGGACAAGGAGCUGAUCAGGUUGGCCACGGAGAUGGAAACAUCAAGCGAGGAGGCCUCCAAGUCUGUGGCAGGAUGCAUGGCCCGCAUGGAUGGCGCCACAAACAUGAUGCGGAUACGUGGACCAACGGAGGAGCUGAAGGCUUCGGCUGGUGUUCUGCAGAAUCGGGCGCGGACGGUCAAGUCAAGCCUCGAAGAGAUGCUGCAGAAGGCCCGUGCUGCCAAAGUCACCGCGGCUCAGCGUGUCGAGCGCGAAGUGCGGAAAGCCGAGGCCUUGAAGGAGGCCGCGCGCCAGGAAGCCAUCUUCAGGCAGUACGACCAGGACAGCGAUGGGCUGCUCGAUGAGUCCGAGAUUCGAGCUUAUAUCGCUGGCGAGUACACCUUUGAGCUUGCAGAGGAGAAGCUCACGCAGAUCCUUUCAGCGAGUCCCGAUGGCGUUUCGCACGCGGACUUCGCAAAGCUGAGGUCGCAGAUAAACGGCGCCUGGAAUGAGGUCUUGAACAAGCAGAGGAAGGAGAAGAACGACAAGCAGAUGGCGAUGAUCAAGAAGAACUCCGCCGAGAUCCUGUCGGCCCUGAGCGGCGUUGAAAGCGAAGUCGCGAAGGCCGAGGCCCAGGUCCGGAUACUGGGCCCCAUGGUCACACGUGGUGUGACCAUGCUGGACAUGCUUGGCGAGAGGACCGAGGCGGCGGAGAGUGCUGUCGAUGCUGCCAGAGACUUCUUGGCCGCUGCGAAGGAGCAGGCCUUGGCGUUGGGUGUCGACAGCAACUUCGAGACCGAGGCCAAGCAGAUGGCUGCUGUGGAGGCCAGGAAUCUGCAGAUGAAGGUCACGGCGCUUGAGAAUCGUGUCAACACGGCAGCGCACGUGUCCAAGGCCGCCCGGAGCAAAAUCCAGCUCCAGGAGCGGAAGGCGGCUCUCCUCAGGGAGGCGCCGCAAAAAGAGCGGCACCGAGUGUGGGACCUUCAGUUAGUGAAGCCAGUGACCAGUGGACAAAUGGCUCUUGCCCGGAAGCAAAGCCCAGGUGUCCAAGCCUUCAAGCUCUUCUGCGCAAACGUUCCAAGGUUCGGCUUCCAUGUCUGCCUGCAUCGCAUGCAGAAGAAUCAUGCAGCUGCAGAUGGUGAAUGCGUCGACUCCGAAGAUGGGCCCGGCAGUGCCACAGCAGAGGCUGCCAUGGUCGCCCUGGUAUUCGGAUUGGCCGCAGCAGUCGGUCGCUUCUCCAAGCCCGCCCCACCUCUGACGAUCUGA